AAAUCCUCCUCCAUUGGUUGGGACAACUUCUGCUGGAGGAACUGAAGACAGAAAGACAGACAGCAGGUAAAGGAAAGGAAGACACCAUGGCAGCCGCUUCAAAUCAGAAUGUGGAGUUCGUGAGAACAGGCUACGGCAAGAACACAGUGAAGGUGCUGGUCAUCAGGAGACAAGGCAGCCACCACUACAUCAUCGAGCUGAAAGCGGACGUGGAGCUCACGCUCAAAUCACGCAAGGAUUAUCUAACUGGAGACAACUCUGACAUCAUCCCCACCGACACCAUAAAAAACACCGUCCACGCACUGGCCAAGCUCAAGGGGGUGAGGAGCAUUGAGCAGUUUUCCCUGGAUAUCUGUCAUCACUUCCUGACCUCUUUCAACCAUGUGCUGAGGGCCAAAGUUCACAUGGAGGAGGCUCCAUGGAGAAGGUUGGAGAAGAAUGGGGUAGAACAUGCUCAUGCAUUCAUCUACAGCCCAGAAGCUUGUCGCUUCUGUGAUGUUGAGCAGAAUCUGAAUGGCAUCCCGGUGGUUCACAGUGGGGUGAAGAACAUGAAGGUGCUGAAAACCACCAAGUCCGGCUUUGAGGGUUUCCUCCGAGAUCGCUUCACCACUCUGCAAGACGCCAAGGACAGGUGUUUCUGCACCUCUGUCUAUGCUAGGUGGCGCUACAACACUCAGGAUGUUGAUUUUGAUGCUGCAUGGAUGCGUGUGAAGGAGACAAUUAUUGAGAAGUUUGCUGGCCCCUACCAUAGUGGAGAGUACUCACCCUCUGUGCAGAAGACCCUUUAUGACACACAGGUGCUGGUCCUGGAUAGAAUUGCUAAGGUGGAUGAAAUAGAGAUGGUCAUGCCCAACCAGCACUACUUCACUAUAGACAUGACCAAAAUGGGCCUCACCAACAAAGAUGAAGUUCUUCUUGCCUUGGAUAACCCGUCAGGCAACAUCACAGGGACGGUGCGCAGGAAACAGCAAGCCAAGCUGUGAAGACACCUACACAUCCUGGAAAUGCUGCCGCUAUGAUGUGCACACUUAUCUGAACAAGCUGCUUAAUAAAAAUGAGAACAAACAUUACCUUUUACAAAAGUUUCAAUUACAGUUGCAACUCAAGAUCUGAUUCAAGCUUUUUGACCGUGUAGGGAAAUAAAACAAUAAAAAAUUGAUGAAUUCAUAAA
This is a messenger RNA of Epinephelus lanceolatus (giant grouper), 1171 nucleotides long. It is a transcript of the gene uox, whose product is annotated as urate oxidase. Gene Ontology annotation, molecular function: urate oxidase activity. Gene Ontology annotation, cellular component: peroxisome. The record is from RefSeq and is a predicted model, not a curated record. Gene Ontology annotation, biological process: purine nucleobase catabolic process; urate catabolic process. NCBI's taxonomy places the organism in Eukaryota, Metazoa, Chordata, Actinopteri, Perciformes, Serranidae.